This is a messenger RNA of Daldinia caldariorum, 1311 nucleotides long. Its product is annotated as methyltransferase. Lineage: Eukaryota; Fungi; Ascomycota; Sordariomycetes; Xylariales; Hypoxylaceae. The record is from RefSeq and is a predicted model, not a curated record. The transcript has 2 exons. Bases 129 to 1283 code for a protein of 384 amino acids. Gene Ontology annotation, molecular function: tRNA (cytidine-N3)-methyltransferase activity.
CUUUUACCAUCUCGUUUUUUCCCCAAGAGCUUUCAGUAUGCUAGGGAACACACCUUUCCGGUGACCGACGAGAGAACUAGUGGAAAGGUCUCAGUCGACUCACACCGUAUUUAUUUAUAUCUAACGCGAUGGCCUCUACUGUUGUGCCCACCGCAGCGGCAUCGCCAGAUGAGGAGCUGUUGGCGAAGGCCGAAGCGUUGACCGUUCAAGAAGAUGGUGCAGAGGCCCAGGUGCCCGCCCACAGGAACCAUGAUCCGCAGUAUAACAUGAAGAGAAGCGACCCUUUCCAGUUUGGUUCGCGUUACCUUCAAGAAGACGAUGAUGUUUUCGAGUUCAAUGCUUGGGAUCAUGUGGAGACUGACGACAUUUAUAAAGAGUAUGCUGAGCAGCAAUAUGCUAUGCAGCGAGAGUCGCCAGUCUCCGACUUUGACAAAAGUAGAUUCAAUUCCGACCCUGCUAAGUGGUGGAACCUGUUUUAUAAAAACAACACAGCCAACUUCUUCAAGAACCGCAAAUGGUUACAGCAAGAGUUUCCCAUACUUGACAAGGUUACGGCAGAAGAUGCCGGUCCAGUUACCGUGCUGGAAGUUGGCGCCGGCGCCGGCAACACGGCGUUCCCCAUCUUGGCCAAUAACAAGAACCCCAAGCUCAAACUGCAUGCUUGUGACUUCUCUAAAAAGGCUGUUGAAGUGAUGCGUAGUCAUGAAGAGUAUAACACCGACUUCAUGCAGGCCGACGUGUGGGACGCCGCUGGCGAGGUCCUCCCGCCCGGCCUCGAAGAAGGCAGUGUAGACGUUGUCCUUAUGAUAUUCAUAUUCUCGGCGCUGUCCCCGAGGCAGUGGGCGCAGGCCGUGCGGAACAUCCAUCGGGUGCUCAAGCCGGGCGGCGAGGUUUGCUUCCGCGACUACGGCAGAGGUGAUCUGGCACAGGUUCGAUUCAAGAAAGGUCGAUACCUGGAAGAGAACUUCUACAUUAGGGGAGACGGCACCCGUGUCUACUUCUUCGAGAAGGACGAGUUGGCGCAGAUAUGGACGGGGACGUUCCCUCCUGCCGCUGCUGAUCCUGCUACAACUACUACUACUGUAAACGAUGAAAAAGAUGGUGCAAACGGUGAUACAAAAGAUAAUGGCGAGACUACUGCUAGUGAUCCUUCGGAGUCGAAGGUCCAACAGCCCUUGUUCGAUAUAGAGGAGCUCGGCGUUGAUAGAAGAAUGCUCGUAAAUAGAGCCCGGCGGCUAAAGAUGUAUCGCUGCUGGAUGCAAGGCCGGUUCCGAAAGAAAUAGAUUUAUUUUCCUAAUACUUGCAUAGCCU